Molecule: messenger RNA, 1779 nt
Organism: Apiotrichum porosum
Lineage: Eukaryota; Fungi; Basidiomycota; Tremellomycetes; Trichosporonales; Trichosporonaceae
Exons: 13
Coding region: 1-1779 (592 amino acids)
Biological process (GO): DNA-templated transcription
Molecular function (GO): zinc ion binding; DNA binding
Source: RefSeq, a predicted model, not a curated record
AUGUCAGACGACGAGGACACCACGCGGUCACAGAAGCGCCAAAGGAAGGCCAAAGAGCCCAUCAAAAGGCAAACACUUGUGACGCCUGCAGGGCACGCAAAAUACGAUGCGACAGGCCCCCUCCUGCCCCCGACGCGCCUGACCUGGAUGCAAGUUGCAGUCAGUGUCUCGCUCUUGAUGUUCCUUAAGGUGCAGGAGGAACAACGCCGUGAGGCAUCGCAGGAGCGCCCAGCUGCUGCGGCCAAUGAGCCGAGGAGUGAACAUGGAUUCCACAGUACGACACCACACCAGCCGUUCCACCACCAGACACCUGUCAACCAGACACCUCUCAAUGCCCCCACCCACACCCCGUACUCGGUCCCCUCAGCCCCUUCGCAUCCCUCGAUCGCGUCCGCGGAAACCGCACCACGCUUCACAACCACCUACCCAGCGUACCCCCAUAACCCGGCCAACCCCCUGGACAAUACUCUUCCUCGUGGCCUGCUGUACAAGCUCAUCGACCUCCACUUUGAGUACAUUUACCCUCUCACACCGAUCUUGCAUCGGCCGUCAUUUUUGGCGGACCUCCGCUGCAGGAGAGAGGAGCAACCAGGCGAGGAAGAGUGGACUGCGAUGGUGCUGAGCGUCAUCGGCGUGACUGUCGCGCAGCUCCCAGCCCCGCUCGUGCCGAUGAGUAAGGAAGAGGCUAGGCACCUGGUGCACAUGUGCUAUUCGCAUGUGAAAGGGUGGCAGAUGAAGGAAGUGGAGACAUUCACCGUCACUCGCGGGAUCAUGCUGUACUUUGUCGUCCUCAUCGCUGCCCUCAUGGGCCACGAGCUCACCGCAACCUCAAUCAGAGGUAUACUGACAUCCAUCAUGGGCGCUAAGCGCUUCCAUGUCGAGUCUACCUAUACUGCUCUCCCGCCAUUCGAGCGCGAGCAAUGGAGGCGCUUAUUCUGGAUCACAUACAAUGGCGAUCGGACCAUCACUGUUCUGUAUGACCGACCACCAACCUUCGCCGAGGACGAGUGUGCAAUGUUGAACUUGCCCGUUGAACUUGACGACGAGUUUAUCACUCCCGAGGGCUACGUCGAGCCGCCGCCAGACCACGACCAUGUCAUCAGCGGGUUUGUCUAUACAUGCAAAGUCUUUAGAUUGCUCGGCGAGGUUCUUGAGAAACGCCGCCGUGAUCGUCGCAACCCCCCAAGACAAACGGCCUUGGGGUCCCGAUUGGUGGAGCUCGACGACCUGAAUGCCCAGGUCAACAGUCUGAUGGAACAUUGUCCGGCAUCAUUACGUCUGGAGAGUGAUGCACCAGAGCACUCCCUACUACACGCUCUGGACGGGCUCGGCGGCUCGGAUACCGGCAGCGACCUCCCAUUCCCGCUCACAUCCGGUGUACGCGAUGCCUACCUCGUCCAGCAGGCCAACAUCUAUGUCACCCAGCAAAUGACCCGCAUGGUGAUCCUUCAGCACCGAGAAGACCUGCAUGCCAACUUGCACGGCUUUGGUCCGCAGGCCGUCAGCCACCGUUCAACCCUGCUCGAGGACCGCGAGGAGGUGGUCGGCAGCGUCCUCGCCGUCCUGGAACGUAUACCGCUCCAUAUUGCUGCGGUGAACACGCGCUGGCUCGUUAGCAAGGUUCGGUAUGUUGCGUCAACCUUGCUCGACUCGGUGCAGGUCGAGAGGCCGCGGUCGCAAGAGUUCCUCUGGGACUAUCUGCGGAUCUUGGGUCAACUCGAGUCGCUGUACUCACCUGCGACUGCUGAAGCGAGGGUUUCUGAGGGUGGAAUGCUGUAG